GGCGAGCAAGCGAGGGAAACGGGCGCGUGCGGAGGACAGUGAGGAAAGGGGGGGGAGGAGAAGACGGGACGGAGCGGGCGCGAGACGACGGCAACCUUAACCCAAAAUAGAGACGUGGAAGGUGGGUGAGCAUGGAUCAGUACCACCUCAGCGAUGAGAGCUCCCUCAACUCUGAAAUGCAGCUUAAUGAGUUUCCAGGGAAUCAGGCUUUGGACUGUAGUGAUUCCUUCAGCCAGGAGCUGUGCUCAGAUAUGAGAGACAUGAUUUAUUCAGGACUGAGCAACCUGGAUGUGGAUCCUAGCCUUUCGGCUGCAAAUAUAAACAGCGACUCUUUAGAAGACAACCUGGACACCUUGUCGUUGUAUUCUGCAAAGGACAGCGAUCCUGCUAAACUCCUAGAUGACGGCGAGACAGACUCACGACCGCUUUUGCACAAUGUCGGGCUUUCCAACACUUCAGCGCCUAAAGAUGUGGAGCCAGGGGGCAGAUCUGGUUCUGGCAGUGGAAGGAAAGGGAGACACCACCAGAGUUCCCCUCAAGCCCCUUUCCUGGAUUGCAGCCUCUGCGGGAAGGUGUUCAGUAGCAGCAGCUCGCUCACCAAACAUUACGUGACUCACAGCCAGGAGAGGAAACACGUCUGUAAGAUCUGCAGCAAAGCCUUUAAGCGGCAGGACCACCUGAGCGGCCACAUGCUGACACAUCAGAAAACAAAGCCAUUCCUAUGCAUAGAGCAAGGCUGCAGUAAGAGUUAUUCCGACUACCGGUCGCUGCGCCGGCAUUACGAAAUGCACCACGGCUUCAGGUUGUUAAAGGACGACGAGGGAUGCGAGAACUCGCUGUUGCCGCCGCACGAUUCGCACGUCCAGCCCGGACCCGGCAGUUUGAGAACUGCAGAGAGGGUUGCCUUUCACCCUGAACCUCAAGCUCCUAAUAAUUCCCUUCCGCCCAACAGAGACCUGCUGAGGUGUAUCGUGAGUAGCUUAGUCAGCCAGAAACUUCCGGCGACCUCUGCAGGGCCAUCCGAAUCUAACUCCAAGGGUUCCUUGCAGUCAUUCGCCUCCGAAUGCGGCCAGAUGCCUUGCGCUCUCGCAAGCUGCGCUGCACCUGUUGAACCUGCUGGCGAUAAAGCGACAAAGGACCUUCAUCCUUGUCCAAAGAACUCUGCUCCUUCCAGCGUGUACACCAUAAUAAAUCCAGGGAACUUACCUGUGCCUAGACCUGCAGAAAAUAGUAUGAAUUUGCCGAACAGGCAGCCUCAUCCAGAGCCACAGCGUCCGUUAGAAAACAUGGCCCUGGAGUAUUGGGCAAACAGCAGUGUUCCUCGCUUUCCGUUAUUCAGAGGACAGAAGAUUCCUAUGACCUCUCAACAGCCAAGCGGCAGUGGCAGCUUCCAGUGGGUCAGAAAUGUGCCUCCCACCUGUACCAAAAGCAAAGGAAACAGCGCUUAUGUGGCUCAGGUGUCACCUGUUGCAGCUCAGGAUGCUUCGCAAGGGCUGGUGGGACCCUCCCAGGCUUCUGAAGCUUUGGCACCAACCUUCGAGCAUCCGGAUAUUUUGUCCUUCGCUCCCACGCUCUUAAAGACACAAGGAGAGAUCCCCAGGGAGUCAAAGCUCCGUGGCUUUGAGGAGGCAUUUAGGCCGGCAGCAAAGCUUCCGGAAGCCCAGAAGCCCAGCGUGCUGCAGAAGGGCGAGCCCGGACCCCUCUUCAGGCAACUCUUCAUGAAACCCCAAGAAUCCUCCGUGAAUGAGGAUCAGCUGCAGGUCCAAGGUCACUUCUUCCAGAGAAUCACCGCAUCGCAGCACAUCUUGUCCCACACCCAUCUGGUGACUCCGUCGCAGGCUGCAACCACCGAGCCCGAGCCGGAAGUGGUGGCGGUGGCAAAACCGUUUCAAGCCGCAUUUCAACAGCAGAUGGAUCCACGUCGCCCUCCCUCGGAACCCACGGGAAGCAAAAGAUCCCUCUUGUGCAUGAAGAGGUCCUUUGCCCAGUUUGAGCAGGGUUUCCCGCCCGGCAACGAGAAAGAAGGGCAGCCCCCGGGCACUCCUCCUCAGUCCUUUCCGUUGCCUUCCGUAAGCACGGAUGCCGUUUCUCACGCCAAGCAAGCCAGGACCUUGAAAGGGUGCCCGGGUUUCACAGACUUCACCAGCCCUAACCACCCGCAGUCCGUAGCUUACGAAAACACCCCAGGGAAUCAUACCUAUGGGAAGCCAAGUCAGUCGGAGAACGACUGUCCUCCGUUGAGGAAGAAAGAGAAGAACAAGCCUUGCGCCAAAGGAUCAGGCGGCAAAGGCAGUUCUCGCAGCGGUAGGCCCCACCGGAAAGAGAAGCUGAAGUUUGACGUCUCUUCCGUGGCUUCUCCCAGCCAAGUGGCCAUGGCUUCUUUCUCUUUGCCCAGCACUUCGUUCGACAGCGGCGGUGGCGCCGGAGCCAAACCGAAGAUGACCAUUUUCAACAGGAUCCAGGGCGGAAAUAUCUACAGCUUUACUAAUGCAACGAGGGAAGAACACUUCCUCCAUGGAUGCAGCAAGUCUGGGGGAGGCCUUGGAGACAGCAGCCAGCAGGAAAACAACUUCGUUUGCAGGACUUGCGGCCAGCUGUUCUAUACGGAGCGAGGCCUGAAUAGUCACAUGUGUUUCUACAGCGAGCAGUGGCAGUCUCCAUCGGGGAAGGGGAAAGAGCAGGCUCAGAAACUGCCCUUCGAGCUAGCAGGGGAAGGAGAUACUCCUGAAACCAAAAAACCUUUGGAUGACGUGGCUGCCGCAGGCCCUCUCAUCAUGCCUGUCUCAGUACCUGUCACAGCAGCCAGCCAGCAGCAAGAGAGCAAAGUUGACGAGAAGGAAAGUCGGAAGGAUAACAGUCCUCAGGAAGGCGUGCCACAAAAGAAAAGGAAGAGGCGGACUUGUCCAAAGUCACUGUUCAUUCCCCUUCCGGCCCCGGCCUGCAGUGAGAUCCAGCCCGGCACGGGAGGAUGCUACCAGAGCAACCUUCGCUCGCCCGUCUUCCUGAUGGACCACCUCCUUCAAGGCUUGGUCCAGUGCUCUCCCUACACGCCUCCCCCCAUGCUCAGCCCCAUCCGCGAAGGGUCAGGGCUUUAUUUCAACACGCUGUGCUCUUCCUCUGCAAACGCCAGUUCCUCCAAGAUGUACACCUCUGUGUUAGAUGGCAUGGACGGAGCUCUUUUGUUCUCUCUUGUGAAAGACACCACCAAGAUCAGUGUUGAACCGCAUAUCAACAUUGGAAGUCGUUUUCAGGCAGAGAUACCUGACCUGCAAGACAGGUCGUUCAUGGAUAAUUAUGAACAUCCAGCCUCAUUAGUGUGGAAGCCAUGGGGAGACAUCACAACCAACAAGGAAACACAGAAAAGAGUAGCGGAUCUAUUAAAAUUGGCCUGCUCUAGUGCGAUGCCAGGGGGAGGGACCAACCUCGAACUAGCCAUGCACUGUCUUCACGAGGCCCAAGGAAACAUUUUGAAGGCGCUGGAAAUGCUGUUGCUCCAGGGACCACAGAAGCCUCCUUGCCACCCUCUCGCUAAUUAUCAUUACUCAGGUUCACAUUUGUGGACUCCUGCUGAGAAGCAGUUGUUUAGGAAAGCCUUCGGCCUGCACAAGAAGGACUUCUACGAGAUACAGAAGAAGAUACAAACUAAGACUGUUUCCCAGUGUGUUGAAUACUACUAUAACUGGAAAAAAAUAUUAAAAUUUGACUGCAGUCGAUCGCAAGUGGUAGAAAAGAGGUCCAGGAGAGAGCAGGAUGAGGUAGAGGAAGAAAAGACCACGUGCAGCCCGAAGAAAAGACAUUGCCAGCUGCCUAAACAGGAGAGCAAGCUGAAGCCGCGGACUUACAAAAAAGCCGGGCAGAGCACCUUCAGCCCAGCCAGCAGCCUGAAGGAAACUCCCGACAGGCCCCAGAGCACGGGCGGUCAGGGUGUGUUCCCGUGCAAAGAAUGUGCAAGAGUGUUCGACAAGAUAAAAAGCCGGAACGCUCACAUGAAGCGCCAUCGCCUGCAGGAGCAGAUGGAUCCAGUUAUCAAGAUCAAGUGGCAUCUGAAGAACGAGCCCAAGAAGGAAGAAAGGAACUUGGACGUGGACUUUCUCCAGUGGUAACUGGGGAGACGCAGUUUUGGGGUAAGAACGCGGAGAAGCUGGUCUGCGGCAGGGAAACGAGCCCUCGGGGUGUUUUGUCAAGGUUUUUAUUUAUUUUUGAACUCGUAGCACCUGUGUCCCUUCACUAUGCAAGGUUGAAAACGAGCUGGGUAUGUAACGGGGCAGCCUGCAUGCAAGUUGAGACUAUUGGUAACUGGGGGAGGGGGAGAAACGCUUUGCCGGGAUCGAAGGUCGCAAAGAGACCUUCCCUCGUACCCAUUUUAGGCUUUUCAAGGACAAAAUUAGGUGGUAGGCAGGGCUGCCACCAAAACUGGCACCCCUGUGUCUUGUUCUCCCCUAACCCCCCAGUAACACUGUGCAUCGUUAAGCACACGAAGCAGUGCCAUCACGCUCUGAGCAACAGCAGAGGAUGACGCAGAGUUGUCGAGCAGUGAGACGGAAAGGGGCCGCCACGUGUCACUUGUAAAGUCUUGUUUCCCCCCUGAAAAGAUUUAACGUGAAAAGUGUUAGGGCUCUGGCACUAAUUUCAGCGUUGCUGGCUGUGGCCCUGCCCGCCUAAAAUAAAAACCGUUAUUUUGGCUUUCAGCAUGUCAUGCCUACAUUUUCGUGUAGCGAAAGGAGGUGGUGGGAGUUAAUCAAGUGUUGCAUCAAAUUUCAAUUAUGCUCAGCUGGUAAGAACUGUAAAAUAGCUCGUGCUCGGUUACAAAACAGAAAGUCCUCUUGCUGCCUCUGAAAUAUUACAAUUAAAUACCUUCCUUCCAUUUCACCCCCAUUCCCUUAAGCUGUCGUUUCCAGGGUUCUAGUGUGGUUUCUUUGUUUUGUUUAGAGGACAGAGGGAGUAGUAUGCCAAUCAAUGAGAAAUCACCAGUGUGUCUUUUUUGUGUGUGUGCAAUUUGAUGUUUGUGAAACUGCUUUUUAAAAAAGAAAAAAAGAAAAAAAAGAAAAUUCACUCUGUACGCCUGCAGUGAUCUGCGUUAUUGGUUAUUUUGUAUGCACUCACAGCGUUGCUUAUUAAAGUGGGUUCCUCAGCUGAA
Molecule: messenger RNA, 5137 nt
Organism: Heteronotia binoei (common prickly gecko)
Lineage: Eukaryota; Metazoa; Chordata; Lepidosauria; Squamata; Gekkonidae
Gene: ZNF541
Product: zinc finger protein 541
Exons: 16
Coding region: 132-4103 (1323 amino acids)
Biological process (GO): negative regulation of DNA-templated transcription; regulation of transcription by RNA polymerase II
Cellular component (GO): transcription regulator complex; histone deacetylase complex
Molecular function (GO): transcription corepressor activity
Source: RefSeq, a predicted model, not a curated record